This is a messenger RNA of Corticium candelabrum, 8473 nucleotides long. RefSeq lists its product as uncharacterized. Gene Ontology annotation, biological process: protein localization to ciliary inversin compartment. The transcript is spliced from 8 exons. Gene Ontology annotation, molecular function: protein binding. The coding region runs from base 1 to 8241 and encodes 2746 amino acids. NCBI's taxonomy places the organism in Eukaryota, Metazoa, Porifera, Homoscleromorpha, Homosclerophorida, Plakinidae. The record is from RefSeq and is a predicted model, not a curated record. Gene Ontology annotation, cellular component: ciliary inversin compartment.
AUGGAACGAAAUGUCGCUCAAGCUGCGCGGGACAAAGACUGGGAGGAGGUUCGACGACUGGUUGAACAAGGAGAGAACGUGAAUGCUGUGGAUGGAGGUGUUAGACGUACAGCUCUACACUAUGCCGUCAUGUUUGGAAAUCCCGAGAUUUGUUCGUUCUUGCUGUCACGAGGUGCGAACGUCAAUCCGACAGAUAAGGAUGGAAAUGAGCCUCUUCAUGCCGCUGCUCGUCGUAAGAAUGCUGAUAUUUGUCAACUGUUAGUUGAUCACCAAGCCAAUGUUACUUCUCGUAACAAUGACGGAGAUACCCCUCUUCUCAUAGCUGCUAAAUGUUCAAAUGAUUCUAGGGCUCUGUGGCGUCCACUGGUAACAAAGGAAAGUGUGAAUUUAGCAGAUCGUCAUGGUAACUGCGCUCUCUACAUAGCCAUUACAAGAGGUCAUAGUCAGGUUGUUCAGAUGUUAGUGGAUUGUGGAGCUGAUAUGAAUGCAGUGAAUGAAAGUCAACAAACACGACAAUUACAUACAGCAGCCAGUGGAGAGAAAGACUGUCCUGAAUUGUGUUCUGUUUUACUUGAACACAAAGCCAAGAUUGAUGCAGUGGAUGAAGAUGGCAACCAACCACUACACUGGGCAUGUAAACAAGGUCAUACAAAAACUUGUUGGCUAUUACUCUCUAGGGGAGCAAAUGUGAAAGCAGUGAAUAAAUAUGCAAAAACACCACUACUUAUAGCAGCCGGUGGAAACAAAGAAUAUCCUGACUUGUGUUCUGUUCUACUAGAACACGAAGCCGAUGUUGAUGCAGUGGAUGCAGAUGGCAACCAACCACUACACUUGGCAUGUAAACGAGGGCAUUUUGCAACUGGAAGUUUAUUGUUAUCUCAUGGAGCUGAUGUGACUGCUCUUGACAAGCAACAAAGAAUACCUUUACAUUUGGCCAGUGAAUCCAUAUUGCAAUCUGCCAGAGUAGGGAGUAGUUAUGCUUUGCACAUAGCCAGUGAAUCCAUAUUGCAAUCUGCCAGAGUAGGUAGUAGUUAUGCUUUGCACAUAGCAGCUGACAAUGGUAACAUUCAGGCUGUCCAACUAUUAGUGGGUUGUGGAACAGAUGUAAAUGCGAUGAAUAGCAGUGGAAAAACACCGCUACAUACAGCAGCUGGUGGAAAGGGAGACUGUUCUGAAUUGUGUUUAAUUUUAUUAGAACACAAUGUUGAGAUUGAUGCAGUGGAUGAAGAUGGCAACCAACCACUACACUUGGCAUGUAAAAAAGGUCAUACAAGAAUUUGUAUGCUAUUACUCUCUAAUGGAGCAGAUGUGAAUGCAGUGAAUAGAAGCAAUCAAACAGCACUGCAUGCAGCAGCUAGUAGCAAUAGAGAUUGUUCUGAAUUGUGUUCAAUUUUACUAGAACACAAAGCCAAGAUUGAUGCAGUGGAUGAAGAUGGCAACCAACCACUACACUUGGCAUGUAAACAAGGUCAUACAAAAACUUGUUGGCUAUUACUCUCUAAGGGAGCAGAUGUGAAAGCAGUGAAUAAAUAUGCAAAAACACCACUACUUAUAGCAGCCGGUGGAAACAAAGAAUAUCCUGACUUGUGUUCUGUUUUACUAGAACAUGAAGCCGAUGUUGAUGCAGUGGAUGCAGAUGGCAACCAACCACUACACUUGGCAUGUAAACGAGGGCAUUUUGCAACUGGAAGUUUAUUGUUAUCUCAUGGAGCUGAUGUGACUGCUCUUGACAAGCAACAAAGAAUACCUUUACAUUUGGCCAGUGAAUCCAUAUUGCAAUCUGCCAGAGUAGGUAGUAGUUAUGCUUUGCACAUAGCAGCUGACAAUGGUAACAUUCAGGCUGUCCAACUAUUAGUGGGUUGUGGAGCAGAUGUGAAUGCAGUGAAUAGAAGCAAUCAAACACCACUACUUGCAGCAGCUAGUAGCAAUAGAGAUUGUUCUGAAUUGUGUUCAAUUUUACUAGAACACAAAGCCAAGAUUGAUGCAGUGGAUGAAGAUGGCAAUCAACCACUACACUUGGCAUGUAGACAAGGUCAUAUAGAAACUUGUACGCUAUUACUCUCUAAUGGAGCAGAUGUGAAUGCAGUGAAUAGAAGCAAUCAAACACCACUACUUGCAGCAGCUAGUAGCAAUAGAGAUUGUUCUGAAUUGUGUUCAAUUUUACUAGAACACAAAGCCAAGAUUGAUGCAGUGGAUGAAGAUGGCAACCAACCACUACACUUGGCAUGUAAACAAGGUCAUACAAAAACUUGUAGGCUAUUACUCUUUAAGGGAGCAGAUGUGAAAGCAGUGAAUAAAUAUGCAAAAACACCACUACUUAUAGCAGCCGGUGGAAACAAAGAAUAUUUUGACUUGUGUUCUCUUUUACUAGAACAUGAAGCCGAUGUUGAUGCAGUGGAUGCAGAUGGCAACCAACCACUACACUUGGCAUGUAAACGAGGGCAUUUUGCAACUGGAAGUUUAUUGUUAUCUCAUGGAGCUGAUGUGACUGCUCUUGACAAGCAACAAAGAAUACCUUUAUAUUUGGCCAGUGAAUCCAUAUUGCAAUCUGCCAGAGUAGGUAGUAGUUAUGCUUUGCACAUAGCAGCUGACAAUGGUAACAUUCAGGCUGUCCAACUAUUAGUGGGUUGUGGAGCAGAUGUGAAUGCAGUGAAUAGAAGCAAUCAAACACCACUACUUGCAGCAGCUAGUAGCAAUAGAGAUUGUUCUGAAUUGUGUUCAAUUUUACUAGAACACAAAGCCAAGAUUGAUGCAGUGGAUGAAGAUGGCAACCAACCACUACACUUGGCAUGUAGACAAGGUCAUAUAGAAACUUGUACGCUAUUACUCUCUAAUGGAGCAGAUGUGAAUGCAGUGAAUAGAAGCAAUCAAACACCACUACUUGCAGCAGCUAGUAGCAAUAGAGAUUGUUCUGAAUUGUGUUCAAUUUUACUAGAACACAAAGCCAAGAUUGAUGCAAUGGAUGAAGAUGGCAACCAAUCACUACACUUGGCAUGCAAACAAGGUCAUACAAGAACUUGUUGGCUAUUAGUCUCUAAUGGAGCAGAUGUGAAUGCAGUGAAUAGAAGCAAUCAAACAGCACUGCAUGCAGCAGCUAGUAGCAAUAGAGAUUAUUCUGAAUUGUGUUCAAUUUUACUAGAACACAAAGCCAAGAUUGAUGCAGUGGAUGAAGAUGGCAAGCAACCACUACACUUGGCAUGCAAGCAAAGGCAUGCCGCAACUGGGAAUUUAUUGUUAUCUCAUGGGGCUGAUGUGACUGCUCUUGACAAGCAACAAAGAAUACCUUUAGAUUUGGCAAGUGAAUCCAUAUUGGAAUCUGCUAUAGUAGAUGAUAGUAGUCAUGCUUUGCACAUAGCAGCUGACAAUGAUAACAUUCAGACUGUCCAACUAUUAGUGGGUUGUGGAGCAGAUGUAAACGCAUUGAAUAAAAGUGGACAAACACCACUACAUACAGCUGCUGGUGGAUUGGAAGACUGUCGUGAAUUGUGUUCUAUUUUAGUAGAACAUAAAGCCAAGAUUGAUACAGUGGAUGAAGAUGGCAACCAACCACUACACUUGGCAUGCAAACAAGGUCAUACAAGAACUUGUAGGCUAUUACUCUCUAAGGGAGCAGAUGUGAAAGCAGUGAAUAGAAGCAAUCAAACACCACUACUUGCAGCAGCUAGUAGCAAUAGAAAUUGUUCUGAAUUGUGUUCAAUUUUAUUAGAACACAAAGCCAAGAUUGAUGCAGUGGAUAAAGGUGGCAACCAAUCACUACACUUGGCAUGCAAACAAGGUCAUACAAGAACUUGUAGGCUAUUACUCUCUAAUGGAGCAGAUGUGAAAGCAGUAAAUAGAAGCAAUCAAACACCAUUACAUGCAGCAGCUAGUAGCAAUAGAGAUUGUUCUGAAUUGUGUUCAAUUUUAUUAGAACACAAAGCCAAGAUUGAUGCAGUGGAUAAAGGUGGCAACCAAUCACUACACUUGGCAUGCAAACAAGGUCAUACAAGAACUUGUAGGCUAUUACUCUCUAAUGGAGCAGAUGUGAAAGCAGUAAAUAGAAGCAAUCAAACACCAUUACAUGCAGCAGCUAGUAGCAAUAGAGAUUGUUCUCAAUUGUGUUCAAUUUUAUUAGAACACAAAGCCAAGAUUGAUGCAGUGGAUGAAGAUGGCAACCAAUCACUACACUUGGCAUGCAAACAAGGUCAUACAAGAACUUGUAGGCUAUUACUCUCUAACGGAGCAGAUGUGAAAGCAGUGAAUAGAAGCAAUCAAACACCAUUACAUGCAGCAGCUAGUAGCAAUAGAGAUUGUUCUCAAUUGUGUUCAAUUUUACUAGAACACAAAGCCAAGAUUGAUGCAGUGGAUGAAGAUGGCAAUCAAUCACUACACUUGGCAUGCAAACAAGGUCAUACAAGAACUUGUAGGCUAUUACUCUCUAAGGGAGCAGAUGUGAAAGCAGUGAAUAGAAGCAAUCAAACACCAUUACAUGCAGCAGCUAGUAGCAAUAGAGAUUGUUCUCAAUUGUGUUCAAUUUUACUAAAACACAAAUCCAAUAUUGAUGCAGUGGAUGAAGAUGGCAACCAACCACUACACUUGGCAUGUAAAAAAGGUCAUACAAGAAUUUGUAUGCUAUUACUCUCUAAUGGAGCAGAUGUGAAUUCAGUGAAUAGAAGCAAUCAAACAGCACUGCAUGCAGCAGCUAGUAGCAAUAGAGAUUGUUCUGAAUUGUGUUCAAUUUUACUAGAACACAAAGCCAAGAUUGAUGCAGUGGAUGAAGAUGGCAACCAACCACUACACUUGGCAUGUAAACAAGGUCAUACAAAAACUUGUUGGCUAUUACUCUCUAAUGGAGCAGAUGUGAAAGCAGUGAAUAAAUAUGCAAAAACACCACUACUUAUAGCAGCCGGUGGAAACAAAGAAUAUUUUGACUUGUGUUCUCUUUUACUAGAACAUGAAGCCGAUGUUGAUGCAGUGGAUGCAGAUGGCAACCAACCACUACACUUGGCAUGUAAACGAGGGCAUUUUGCAACUGGAAGUUUAUUGUUAUCUCAUGGAGCUGAUGUGACUGCUCUUGACAAGCAACAAAGAAUACCUUUACAUUUGGCCAGUGAAUCCAUAUUGCAAUCUGCCAGAGUAGGUAGUAGUUAUGCUUUGCACAUAGCAGCUGACAAUGGUAACAUUCAGGCUGUCCAACUAUUAGUGGGUUGUGGAGCAGAUGUGAAUGCAGUGAAUAGAAGCAAUCAAACACCACUACUUGCAGCAGCUAGUAGCAAUAGAGAUUGUUCUGAAUUGUGUUCAAUUUUACUAGAACACAAAGCCAAGAUUGAUGCAGUGGAUGAAGAUGGCAACCAACCACUACACUUGGCAUGCAAGCAAAGGCAUGCCGCAACUGGGAAUUUAUUGUUAUCUCAUGGGGCUGAUGUGACUGCUCUAAACAAGCAACAAAGAAGACCUUUAGAUUUGGCAAGUGAAUCCAUAUUGGAAUCUGCUAUAGUAGAUGAUAGUAGUCAUGCUUUGCACAUAGCAGCUGAAAAUGGUAACAUUCAGACUGUCCAACUAUUAGUGGGUUGUGGAGCAGAUGUAAACGCAUUGAAUAAAAGUGGACAAACACCACUACAUACAGCUGCUGGUGGAUUGGAAGACUGUCGUGAAUUGUGUUCUAUUUUAGUAGAACAUAAAGCCAAGAUUGAUGCAGUGGAUGAAGAUGGCAACCAACCACUACACUUGGCAUGCAAACAAGGUCAUACAAGAACUUGUAGGCUAUUACUCUCUAACGGAGCAGAUGUGAAAGCAGUGAAUAGAAGCAAUCAAACACCAUUACAUGCAGCAGCUAGUAGCAAUAGAGAUUGUUCUGAAUUGUGUUCAAUUUUACUAGAACACAAAGCCAAGAUUGAUGCAGUGGAUGAAGAUGGCAACCAAUCACUACACUUGGCAUGCAAACAAGGUCAUACAAGAACUUGUAGGCUAUUACUCUCUAAGGGAGCAGAUGUGAAAGCAGUGAAUAGAAGCAAUCAAACACCACUACUUGCAGCAGCUAGUAGCAAUAGAGAUUGUUCUGAAUUGUGUUCAAUUUUACUAAAACACAAAGCCAAGAUUGAUGCAGUGGAUAAAGAUGGCAACCAACCACUACACUUGGCAUGCAAACAAGGUCAUACAAGAACUUGUAGGCUAUUACUCUCUAAUGGAGCAGAUGUGAAAGCAGUGAAUAGAACCAAUCAAACACCACUACAUGCAGCAGCUGGGAGCAGUGAAGAUUGUUCUGAAUUGUGUUCAAUUUUACUGCAACAUGAAGCCAAUAUUGACGCAGUGGAUGAAGAUGGCAACCAACCACUUCAUUUGGCAUGCAAGGAUUAUGGCACUGUAAACAAAAGGCACCCGCUUUCUUUGGUACUAAUUGAAUAUUUAAGUCAGCUUGGGAAUUCAGCUCACAGUUCGACUGUUCGGUUGUUAAUUAAUUGUGGAGCUCCUACAAAUGCAGUGAAUAGAGAUGGACAAACACCAUUACAUACAGCAGCUGGUGGAGUGAUAGACAGUCCUGAAUUGUGUUCUACUUUACUAAAAUACAACGCCAGGAUUGAUGCAGUGGAUAAAGAUGGCAACCAACCACUACAUUUGGCCUGUGAGUCUGGUUUACCAUCAACAGUUAAACAUCUUUUGGAUUGCAAUGCUGAUGUGUUUGCUACCAAUAAUUUUCAUCAAACUGCUCUUCAUAAAGCAGCUUUUGGCAAGAAUGAUUGCCCUGAGGUUUGUGCAAUGCUCAUAGCAAAGGGAGCUAGCGUGAAUGCUACAGACGGCAAUGGAGCUACAUCGCUACAGGUUGCAUUUCAGAAAGGACAUAUGAAAACAGUUGAUGUGUUAGUUGAAAAUGGUGCUGAUCGCAGUGUACUGAAUUCUGAUGAUGACGAAAGCAACAUCUCUGCUGGUGUCAGAAAUGUUAAGGCUACAACAACUAUGACGGAAGAAUCAACAGAAGAAAAUAUAACUGAGAUGGCACAAGUGAAGCCAAUAGCUACACUGGAGAUAACGGUUGGUCCUGAAGGUGGACGCUACAGUUCAGGCAGUUUGUCCAUUUUGAUUCCUGAAGGUGCUGUGAGCGAACCAGUCAACCUAAACAUGCACAUGUUUGUUGACGAAAGACUAAUACCACCUUCUGCUCCAGCCAAUGAUGGAUACAUUUUGAGUCCAUUUUACGCUUUUGAACCUCAUGGAUUAACAUUUCUCAAACAUGUCAAAGUAUACUUACCUCCUCCUGUUGAUUCGAAAGGAUGGCAUUUGUCACUCAUGAGAGCUAUGUGCGAUACUUCUACGCCGUCUCAAUCAUGGCAGCCGAAAGCCAUAGUGACAUUUAAUUCUGAUUUGGACGAAGUGAAUGUUGAUGGCGUAGACUGUGAGUAUGACCUUGCCAGUGGUACAUUGAAUGUAAAUCACUUGUGUUGGCAUUGGUGGUUCGGAAAGUCUGUUGACAUGUUUAUGGCUUCGAAAACAAUGCGUUUUUCUGUGUUUGGUUAUCAAGAAAGACCGUUAUUGAAUAUUUGGAAUCUCACUAUUCACUGCCAUGACAGUUGUCGUGAGGUUAUUGAGGAUAUGAAACGUGAUGAAAGUAGUGCGUCACCAAAGCGUCAUUUCUUAUGUUUGAAUCGAGAAAUGAAAAUAAACUGUAAAGACGACAUUGAAUUUAGUAUUACAGAUGGUGAUUGGGAAGCUACUUCACAGCUACCGACUGUAGCUGCUCCUGAAUUCUGGGACAACUGGAAAUGUUUGGACGCAAAAUAUGACGUAAUUGUGGAGUUCAAGCAUGGUGAUGAUGACCAUCGCUCAAACAGAUGCAUCGUAGAUAUUAAGCAGGGCAAUGAAACACUUCAUCUAAAGUUUACUCCUCGUCUUGUUCAGGACAUUCAGGAUGACAGAAGAUCAGAUAUCGAAUGUGCAGUGUCGAGUUCACCGUUGGCUACAGCUGAUGAGAUGGUCACCGCAAAGGAGCUGCAUAGUCUCGCCGAAGUUAUACAAAGCUGGUGGGAAAAGUUUGCUUUGACUUUGGAUCCGGACAUGUUUACACUUUUAGGUAAUCUUGCCAUCAUAAAACAGGAGCAGGACACUCCUGAACUUCGAGCUCAGGCUAUGUUAGAGAAGUGGCGUGCCAAUCUUCCUGAUAAAGCCCAUCGUCGACUGCUGAUCACUCCAUUACUGGAACGAGGACGUAGAAUUGAGGCAAACAAAGUUUUUGGAGUAGAUGUUGUGGGGCAGGUAUCACCAUCAUAAUGAAGUUAGAAGAAGAGGCAAUAAGGAAAAAAGGCUGAUGACUGUAUAGGAUCCACAUGGAAAUCAUUAUACAUGAUCAUUGUAAUAUAGUGUUUGGGAGCUGUACAAAGGCUGACUUUCAUUUAGCUCAUAUGUCAUAUGAGGACAUUAGUGUUUUAUCUAUUUUAUUUUAUUGUGUACAUACACUGAUUGAAGUUUUAUUUUCUUGAAAGACAAACAUUUACCAUACAAA